This is a messenger RNA of Hippocampus comes (tiger tail seahorse), 457 nucleotides long. Its product is annotated as rho GTPase-activating protein 42-like. The record is from RefSeq and is a predicted model, not a curated record. NCBI's taxonomy places the organism in Eukaryota, Metazoa, Chordata, Actinopteri, Syngnathiformes, Syngnathidae. The transcript has 4 exons. Gene Ontology annotation, molecular function: GTPase activator activity. The coding region runs from base 47 to 433 and encodes 128 amino acids.
GGCCCGAAACAAUUUUGAAAGCACGCGGGCCGAAGUGGAGCGGCUGAUGAAGAGGAUCCGCUCGGCCGAGGAGGACUUCAAAGCCCCCGGCUCCUUCACCAUGGAGGGCUACCUGUACAUACAGGAGAAACGGCCGCUGGGCAGCGUGUGGACCAGAUACUACUGUACGUACGAGAAGAGCUCCAAGAUGUUCACCAUGAGCAACACCGAGGCCCGGCCGGCCGGCAGACAGAACGGCGUGCCGAACGGAGUGCCGGAGAUGUUCAGGCUGCGCUCAUGCGUGCGAAGGAAGACGGACUCCAUCGACAAGCGCUUCUGCUUUGACAUUGAAGUGGUGGAGAGACACGGCGUCAUCACUCUGCAAGCGCUCUCGGAGGCCAACAGGCGACUGUGGAUGGAGGCCAUGGAUGGAAAAGAACCCGUACGACUUUGAGUUUCACCUUGUGUGCCGGUUCUC